This is a messenger RNA of Triticum dicoccoides, 820 nucleotides long. Its product is annotated as inactive LRR receptor-like serine/threonine-protein kinase BIR2. The coding region runs from base 29 to 688 and encodes 219 amino acids. The transcript has a single exon. The record is from RefSeq and is a predicted model, not a curated record. NCBI's taxonomy places the organism in Eukaryota, Viridiplantae, Streptophyta, Magnoliopsida, Poales, Poaceae. Gene Ontology annotation, molecular function: protein binding.
UCGCGCGGCGCCAAAACACCAGUCCGCCAUGUCUCCCUUGCUUCUCCUUCUCCUGGCUCUAGCCCUCCCCCUAGCGCUAGCCACGCCGGGGUCGGCGUCGGGGGUCCAGGAGGACGACGUACGGUGCCUACGCGGCGUCAAGAGCGGUCUCAAGGACCCCGACGGCCGCCUCUCGUCGUGGACCUUCGGCAACACCUCGUCGGGCGCCGUCUGCGACUUCCCCGGAAUCACCUGCUGGAACCCGCAGGAGUCGCGCGUCCUCGGGCUCUCGCUCGCCGGCUUCGGCGUCCAGGGCACCGUCCCCUCCGCGCUCAAAUACUGCCGGUCCACCAACAUUCUCGACCUCUCGAAGAACGCGCUCGAGGGGCCGAUCCCGCCCGCGCUCUGCGACUGGCUCCCCUACCUCGUCGUCCUCGACCUCUCCGGCAACCGCUUCUCCGGGCCGCUCCCCUCCGAGCUCGCCAACUGCCGCUACCUCAACUCCCUCAAGCUCAGCCACAACAACUUCUCCGGCCAGAUCCCCGCGUCUCUCUCGCGGCUGGAACGGCUCAAGACGCUCGACCUCUCUGAGAACCGGCUCGACGGCCAGAUCCCGCCCCAGCUCGGCGCGACAUUCCCCAAGGAGUCCUUCUCCGGGAACCCGGGCCUGUGUGGACGCCCUGUGUCCUCGUACUGCGGCCGCGAUUAGCAGUUGGACAAGCAAAUUUAAACAUAGACAUGAGUUAGCAUAUGUUGUACAAUCACCGAUAAAUGUGCUAAGUCGUUGGAUCAGACUCCUAUGUAAUACAUCACGCGAGAAGUAAGGUGGUUCGAGGGACGA